AUGCAAGCAACCUCGCUCCCGACCACUUCCUCGAUCCUUGCCCACUACCCGAACAAUAACUUCCUCAACAUACCUUCAAUCGUUACAUCCCCUUCCAUACCUACUCCUGCUUCAGACACCUUUCUUUAUAACAUACAAGAACCCUUGACCAGUCCAAUUGCUCAGGCAAUUUCUGCUCCAGUUACUCCCACAAGCAGCGUCGCUCCUGGCUUUUCCACACAACCACCUAGAAGAAACAACAAAGGAAAUCAAAAUGGUACUACCGACUCAAAAACUAACGGUUCUAAGA
This is a messenger RNA of Acaulospora colombiana, 289 nucleotides long. The record is from the annotation of a GenBank genome assembly. NCBI's taxonomy places the organism in Eukaryota, Fungi, Glomeromycota, Glomeromycetes, Diversisporales, Acaulosporaceae.